This is a messenger RNA of Chaetomium fimeti, 861 nucleotides long. RefSeq lists its product as uncharacterized. The transcript has a single exon. Lineage: Eukaryota; Fungi; Ascomycota; Sordariomycetes; Sordariales; Chaetomiaceae. The record is from RefSeq and is a predicted model, not a curated record. Bases 167 to 616 code for a protein of 149 amino acids.
CAUUCACUCAAUCUCCAUCUGAGAGCUCAGGCACCCCCCUUGCCAAAAACACACCGACUUCUCUCCCCUUCUCCCUCUCUCUCUCUCCCUCCAGCCAGCCUCGCUGCGCAGACCUUGAACAGUCCGAGAUUCGUUAAAGCGGCAAGAAACCUUCCCAAACCCGCCCAUGCCCAAACGAGCCAAGCGCAAUCCCGCCCGCAUGGUCAAGCUCAAGCCGGCCCCCACCCGGCGCCCUCUCACUGGCCGGGCCCUCGCCCUGCUAAGCGCCCACACCACCCGGGAGGGGUGCUGGUGCUCCACUUCGGCUCCCCAGUUCGCGAAUCGCGCGUGUCGUUUCCGAGGGGAACGCUGUUGUGGUGUGUGUCGUCACUUGCAGUUGCAGGAGGGGUGUGCCAGGUGCGGAUAUGGCGAGCUGAUUGGCUGGGUAGAAGGUGCUGUUAAGCGCCCGUUUUUUUGGAGGGGAGAAGUGGAAAAUCGAGGUGGCAUGGCAUGGGGGAGACAGGGCAUAAUUUGCCCAUUCAUUGAAAGCAAGAUGGCAGGUGUGAGGUGGGCUUUUGUUUUUGUUAGGGAACAAUUGUUGAGAAGUACGAAUAGUGGAUGCCAGGUGUUCUGGUGAGACGGAAACGCUUCACUGAAGUCUCUUCAGGUGCUGAGUGAGCGGCUCGCCCACCGCGAGCAGACGCACGCUUCUCCUGCGGCUCAAAGGGUUGGUGAUGGGAGGCCUGGUCCAUCACGUUUCUUGCUCGGUGCCCGCCUGCAAGCACUGCAUUUGCCUGCUGAAUUGUGGCGUCUCGCCCGAGAGACAAGGUCCAUCCGGGCGUAUCUUUCAGUUUUGGGUAGCGGAGGAGGUUAAUGUGUGAC